Nycticebus coucang (slow loris) is the source of this 8649-nucleotide messenger RNA. It is a transcript of the gene TTBK1, whose product is annotated as tau tubulin kinase 1. The coding region runs from base 265 to 4470 and encodes 1401 amino acids. NCBI's taxonomy places the organism in Eukaryota, Metazoa, Chordata, Mammalia, Primates, Lorisidae. Gene Ontology annotation, molecular function: ATP binding; protein serine/threonine kinase activity. The record is from RefSeq and is a predicted model, not a curated record. Gene Ontology annotation, cellular component: cytoplasm; nucleus. Gene Ontology annotation, biological process: peptidyl-tyrosine phosphorylation; signal transduction; peptidyl-serine phosphorylation. The transcript has 16 exons.
CCGCCGUCGCCCGAGAAGGUUCGGGGCCGGGCCGGGCCGGGCCGGGAUGGUCCCGGUCGGGAGGCCGCCGCCGCCGCCGCCGCCACCGGAGGGAGCGGGCCGCCCAGCGCCGCACUGAGCCGCCCCCGCCCCGCCCCGGCCCCGGGGGAUGCGCCGCCUGGAGCCGCUGCCUCCGCCGCCGCAGCCGCAGCCGCAGCGGGCACAGAGCAGGUAGAUGGCCCCCCCAGGGCAGGCCCUGCGGACACCCCUCCCUCCGGCUGGCGGAUGCAGUGCCUAGCGGCCGCCCUUAAGGACGAAACCAACAUGAGUGGGGGAGGGGAGCAGGCCGACAUCCUGCCGGCCAACUACGUGGUCAAGGAUCGCUGGAAGGUGCUGAAAAAGAUCGGAGGUGGAGGCUUUGGUGAGAUCUAUGAGGCCAUGGACCUGCUGACCAGGGAGAACGUGGCCCUCAAGGUGGAGUCAGCCCAGCAGCCCAAGCAGGUCCUUAAGAUGGAGGUGGCUGUGCUGAAAAAGCUGCAAGGGAAGGACCAUGUGUGCAGGUUCAUUGGCUGUGGCAGGAACGAGAAGUUUAACUAUGUAGUGAUGCAGCUCCAGGGCCGCAACCUGGCAGACCUGCGCCGCAGCCAGCCAAGAGGCACCUUCACGCUGAGCACCACGUUGAGGCUGGGCAAGCAGAUCCUGGAGUCCAUUGAGGCCAUACACUCUGUGGGCUUCCUACACCGCGACAUCAAGCCGUCAAACUUUGCCAUGGGCCGGCUGCCCUCCACCUACAGAAAGUGCUACAUGCUAGACUUCGGGCUGGCCCGGCAGUACACCAACACUACUGGGGAUGUUCGGCCUCCUCGGAAUGUGGCCGGGUUUCGAGGGACAGUUCGCUAUGCCUCAGUCAAUGCCCACAAGAACCGGGAAAUGGGCCGCCACGAUGACCUGUGGUCCCUCUUCUACAUGCUGGUGGAGUUUGCAGUGGGUCAACUGCCCUGGAGAAAGAUCAAGGACAAGGAGCAGGUAGGGAUGAUCAAGGAGAAGUAUGAGCACCGGAUGCUGCUGAAGCACAUGCCCUCGGAGUUCCACCUCUUCCUGGACCACAUCGCCAGCCUCGACUACUUCACCAAGCCUGAUUACCAGUUGAUCAUGUCGGUGUUUGAGAACAGCAUGAAGGAGCGGGGCAUUGCUGAGAAUGAGGCCUUUGACUGGGAGAAGGCAGGCACGGAUGCCCUCCUGUCCACAAGCACCUCCACCCCACCCCAGCAGAACACCCGGCAGACAGCAGCCAUGUUCGGGGUGGUCAAUGUGACGCCCAUGCCUGGGGACUUGCUCCGGGAGAACACCGAAGAUGUACUACAGGGCGAGCACCUGAGUGACCAGGAGAAUGCACCCCCAAUUCUUCCUGGGAGGCCCUCUGAGGGGCUAGGCCCCAGCCCCCACCUUGCCCCCCACCCUGGGGCUCCUGAGGCUGAAGUCUGGGAGGAGACGGAUGUCAACCGGAACAAACUCCGGAUCAACAUCGGCAAAACCCCCUGUGUGGAGGAGGAACAGAGCCGAGGUGUGGGAGUCCCCAGUUCCCCGGUGCGUGCCCCCCCAGAAUCCCCCACUACCCCAGUCCGUUCUCUGCGCUACCGGAGGGUCAACAGCCCCGAGUCAGAAAGGCUUUCCACAGCAGCAGAUGGGCGAGUGGAGCUGCAUGAGAGGAGGUCACGGAUGGAUUUGCCCGGCUCACCUUCGCGCCAGGCCUGCUCCUCACAGCCAGCCCAGAUGCUGUCAGUGGACACAGGUCACGCAGACCGGCAGGCCAGCGGCCGCAUGGAUGUGUCUGCCUCUGUGGAGCAGGAGGCCCUGAGCAAUGCCUUCCGCUCUGUGCCGCUGGCUGAGGAGGAGGACUUUGACAGCAAGGAGUGGGUCAUCAUUGACAAGGAGACGGAACUCAAGGACUUCCCUCCGGGUGCUGAGCCAAGCACAUCAGGCACUACGGACGAGGAGCCAGAGGAGCUGCGGCCACUGCCUGAGGAAAGCGAGGAGCGGCGGCGGGCAGGGACAGAGCCCACUGUCCGGCCCCGGGGACGCAGCAUGCAGACGCUGGCUGAGGAGGACCUGCGGCCAAUGCCGCCACAGCCCUUGCAACCCCAGCUGAGCCAGGCUGAUGGCCGUUCAGAGACAUCGCAGCCCCCCACGCCUGGCAGCCCUUCCCACUCGCCCCUACAUUCGGGACCCCGCCCUCGACGGAGAGAGUCGGAUCCCACAGGCCCACAGAGACAGUUGGAGGAGGACAGACUCUCGGGGCACUCCCUCCCGCGGUACAGCCCCCUGCGACGACUGGCGUCUUCCGUGUUCUCCUCCUCCACGCUGGAGACUGAGCAUUACCCUCACCCUGGCGGCGGCAGCUCCUCGGGCUCCUCCGGUUCCCUCAUUCAGCGCAGCCGCUCGGCCGAGAGCAGCCCAGUGCGGGCGCCCCACCGGCGCCACGCGCCCCUCGCCGCCGGCAACCACAGACUUGUGCCCUCGGUGCUCCGCAUCUCGCGGUCCCAGCUGCAGCAGGUGUUCUCCGUGGCGCCCCUGUUUGAGGUGAAUGGUCUCCCACGAGCUGUGCCUCUGAGCCUGCCCUACCAGGACUUCAAGAGAGACCUCUCCGAUUACCGAGAACGAGCACGGUUGAUCAACAGGGUCCGGAGGGUGGGCUUCUCGCACAUGCUGCUCACCACCCCUCAGGUGCCGCUGGCUCCUGUUCAGCCUCAGGCUAAUGGGAAGGAGGAAGAGGAGGAGGAAGAGGAGGAGGAAGAGGAGGAAGAAGAAGAUGAGGAAGAGGAGGAGGAGGAGGAGGAAGAAGAGGAGGAGGAGGAGGAGGAGGAAGCAGCUGCUGCAGUGGCCCUCGGGCAGGUGCUGGGGCCGCACAGUGACUCUAGCAGUGAGGGGAGUGAGAGGAGCACUGACCGAAGCCAGGAGGGUGCCCCAUCCACGCUGCUGGCUGACGACCAGAAGGAGUCCCGGGGCCGGGCCUCCAUGGCUGAUGGAGACCUAGAGCCUGAGGAGGGCUCCAAAACGCUGGUGCUUGUCUCCCCUGGCGACAUGAAGAAAUCUCCUGUCACUGCCGAACUGGCUCCCGACCCUGACCUGGGCACCCUGGCUGCCCUCACUCCUCAGCACGAGCGGCCCCAGCCCAUGGGCAGCCAGCUGGAUGUAUCUGAGCCAGGCACCCUGUCCUCCGUCCUCAAGUCUGAGCCCAAGCCCCCUGGACCUGGGGCAGGGCCAGGGGCUGGGGCAGUGACCACAGGGGCAGGGGGUGUGGCAGUCACCUCUUCACCCUUCACCAAAGUUGAGAGGACCUUUGUGCACAUUGCAGAGAAAACCCACCUCAAUGUCAUGUCUUCCGGCGGACAAGCCUCACGGCUUGAAGAGUUCAGUGCUGGGGGCGAGCUGGGUCUGGAUGUGCCCUCUAAUGGGGGUGCUGAGGAGACGGCUCCAGUGCCCCUGGAGAAUGGCAUCGCCCCGUCAGGGCUGGAUGGGGCUGACAUGGUGAGCUGUACUUUGUCCGGCCCUCCCAGGGAAAUCCCUUCAGAGGUGGCUACAGACUCACUGCCUAGUGGGCCAGCCAUUGCUGAUAGGCCAGCCCCAGUAUUCCCACUGGAGCCAGGCCCUGAGAAAGUGGCUGUCUCCCCAAGCCGCCAUGCCAUGUCAGGCACUCUCCCUAGGAGCCGAAUCCCUGUCCUGCUAUCUGAAGAAGACACAGGCUCAGAACCCUCAGGCUCACUGUCAGCCAAAGAGCGGUGGAGCAAGAGGGCCCGGCCCCAGCAGGACCUGGCACGGCUGGUUAUGGAGAAGAGGCAGGGCCGCUUGCUGCUGCGGCUAGCCUCAGGAGCCUCAUCCUCCUCCAGUGAGGAGCAACGCCGUGCCUCAGAGACGCUCUCAGGCACAGGCUCUGAGGAGGACACACCUGCCUCUGAGCCCAUGGUGGCCUUGUCCAGGAAGGCUGGGCGGGCAGUUGCCACCCGGAGCCGGAUUCCCCGCCCCAUUAGCACCCGCAUGCCCAUGCCUGCUGCAGCCCAGCAGCCCCCCAGCAGAUCCCAUGGUGCGGCCCCUGAAUUGGACACAGCCAUCACCAGCAGCAGGCUCCAGCUGCAGAAGCUCGCAGGGCCAGCCACAGCUGCUGACCUCCGUCCCAAACAGCCUCCCGGCCACAGCCUUGGCGCAGGACGAGCCCAGGCCGGCGCCAGGGCUCCUGCCCCCCGCAGUCCGGGCCUCCCACCCACCGCGUCCCCACGGAGCCAGUCCCUGUCCCGAAAAGAGAGUCCCUCCCCCUCGCACCAGGCCCGACCAGGGGUCCCCCCAGCGCGGGGCGUCCCGCAGGCCCGGGUCCAGCCUGACACCACCCCCUCCCCGGGGGGCCCCAAAAAAGGACCCAGAGGGAAACUCCAGGCUCAGCGCGCAGCAACCAAAGGCCGGGCAGGGGGCUCAGAGAGCCGGGCCGGAGCCAGAUAAUGACGCCCGCGGCUCUCCUCAGCCCCCCACCCUCUCCCUGGACCCCCACCCGCAGCCGGCCACACUGGAAAAGCUCCCAGCACAGCCUUACGCGCCCUGAAGCGCGCCACCCGAGGCCCCAGCUUCCCGCCUGCGCCCGCCAGGACAUACGCCGACCGCCAGCCCCCGAAGAACGGUGCGGGAUGUUGCGGGCGCUGGGGGAGGGUCCGCCUUCCCCUCUUGGUCUCCUCCCCUCCCCCUUCCCUCCCUCAGGCGGGGCAGGCUGACACCCGGUCCUCUGCCCAGGGGAAGGCUCAAUCACUCUUCACCAAGGACUCCACUUCUGGGGACACCCUAUUGACCCAUCAGGCCCUGGCUUCUCUCCAUGCUCCCCCAGAGACCUCCGCUUACACCUCUUGCAGCACCUUGCCCUCCUCCCAACCCUUUUCCAGCUAACACCUCCUACCCCCUUUCAGUGAAGCAGCCUCAAUUUCCAGAAGUGGAGGCUCCAGCCUCCCACUGAGGGCUAACCGCACAGUCUCCUGGGAGCGCUGGUGGUGGUGGUUAAGGGAGUGUGGGGGGGAGGAGGAAGACCUCUGGACUGCCCAUCAGUCUACUCAGGUGUGAGGGGACAGGUCUGACCUGCCCCAUAGUCUGCUCUAUCCUGGACAACCCCCUGGGAGGCAGUGGGAAGAUGAUUCUUGGGGGCAAUGUACUCCCCCGCACCACUGGGGUGCAGAGACCCUGGCCUUCAGUGGGAACCAUGAGAGGUCUGUGUGGGCUCCCUUCCUGGGUAAAUGUUUCUUUGUGGGAAGGUGGAGCUUUAAAAAAGGUUUCACUCUGGUCCAUGGUCCCUGAUCUAGUGCUCAGGAUCCCUCACCAUCAGGAAUUCCUUCCUGUCAUCUAACUUCAAAUCUGCCUACUGAGUUCAAUGCAGGUGGAGAGUGCCUGGUUAUAAUCUUUGCGCUGGCCCUUUGGAGAUUCAGGGACCCAGUUCUGGUCAGGUUACCCUCCCUGUCCUCCUAGCUGUGGGGAGUGGGUUGGCUCUGGCAUUAUCUCCCCCAGUGGGCAGAGAGAGCAGAGCUGGCAGACAGCUAGCAGUGGACAGACAGCUGGCAGCUUGCCUCUGGAGACAGAAAGGCCCUUCCAACUUCCUGACUAUAUGCUUGUAUGACAGGUCCCCAGCUCAAGCCCACUCCUCCCUCAGCUCACCCUUAUCUAGUCCUCUCUGGCCCUAACCCCAGCCCAUGUAGCUGCACUGAAUAAACGAGGGGCCUCCUCCUGGGUUCUGGCUCCUACGUAGCUCACCCCACCUCAUCAGGAGCCUCAACUGCCUGUAUCUGGGGCAAGCAACACACCAGCUGCAGCAGAGACAACCAACACUGCUUGUCUGGGAGAAGCCCCCUACAGGCCUCCUCCAUCCUCAGCACCUGCAAUCUCUGUCUGCCCUCUGUACUGCCCCCUCUGUCCUUCCCUGAGCCACAGAGAGCAAGCCAAGACAUCUAGGGGAAGAGAAGGGAAGGAAGGUCUCAGCAUGCCCCAGUAGUCUGGCUGCAUCCAGGCACCAUCACCCAGAAGGAUGCCCACGAAGAAGCUGGCCACAGGGGCAGGCUGGUGGUGCCAGAUGAGCCCCUCCUGGAGUUCAGACUUGGGCAGCUGCUUCCUUGUGAAGGUGGCAGCUUCCUUGCAGACCAACCCAGGGGAGGACUCCAGGGUGGACAGCUUUCAAGAUCCACCCCAUGCUGAUGCAGAAGCUCCCAGAACACUCAGGAAACCUCUCUGGACAGAGCCCUCGUUGUCAACCUGAGCCCCUCCUAAGGCCCUCUGGGUCCAAUACAGGGGGUGGAGGAGGGGCCACUGCCUCCCACCUAGAGCUUCUCUGAAUGACAAUCAGCUUGUGCCAGAUGGGGACCAGGGCAUGAGCCCUGAUGCCCAGCCCCUGGGCCUGUUCCUUGCCACCAACCGAACUGUGAAUGUAGGGCCCCCAGCCUCACUUUGCUCCAGGACCAACACUACCCUGGUUUGGAGCUGGGAAGAAGGGCGCCUGAGAGAGCCCCAGGUCCAUUCUACCCUCAGUUUUACCCAACACUGAAGCUGGCAGAGACACAAAACUCAGUCUGCCCUUGGGAUUCCAGAUCUUCCUAGGGCUCCCAACUGACCUCAGGCCUCUGAGUCAUUGAAUGUCACCAGGUGAGGGGGUGGGGAAGAGGGCCAGUGGAGAGAGGGGCAGCAAUGGGACUAACUCUGCUCAUCUCCCCAGGAAGGGUCCAGGGCAGAGGAAACCACAUCACCCAGUGCUCCCACACCUAACUUCAGCCUCUUCUCCCUUGAGCAUUGAUUCCCUCCACCAGGCCCUCCAGGUCCUAAGCUCCUUCUCUAUAAAAGAGUGUCAUAUCAUAGCCGUAGCCCGCCUCCCCAGUAUUUCCCCAUCAUGACAUCUAUGUUACUGGCUCAGAUUGGAGUCUGCUGACCCCAGAAUAUGCCUUCCCUCUCUGGCCAUACCAUGCGUGAAGGGGACACUGGAGAGGGACUAUGCCCCAGGUCCAUGGGCUGCCCCUUCCCAGCUCCUUGCAGUCUCCUUGCAAGACUGGCUUGCUCAGUCUUCUCAGCUCCAGGGACCAGCCCUGGCAGGCAUGGGGUGGGGAGCAGGGAGUUGCUCUCCCCCUCCCUUGGGAAGCCACCUAAGAAUGUUUACAUGCCAAACAGAAUGUAACACCCUCCACCCCUUCCCAGUCACUGCAUGGCCUCUGCCUAUCCUGCGCCUGUCCACCUCACCCCAACACCCUGGAAGCCGCUGUCAUGAUAGAUUGGGUCUCAGAAGGGAAGUAGCCAUCAAACCAUUAAAAAGCCUGUGGACCUUUCUUUCUGUUGGCCUGAACUCUUCUUCCCUUUGGGAGGGCAGGGCAAAACCCAGCUCUUGUGGCUGGGGGUAGGCAAGAGAGAAGAAACAGAUUGGUGGGCAAAUGGGGAGAGGUACUCAGAACAGAUAUAAGUAACUUGCUUGGGUGGCACAGGAUGAAAGGCACUGUCCUAUCACUGUAAUGCACAAGCUGUCACUCUCUCAACCCCCUGGCCACUUAUGAGCCAGAGACUCUAAGUCCGGCUUUAUGCAGAGAGACAGGGAAGAAGAAUUUUCAUUGCCCUAAAGAUAAUGGACAAAAGUGAGAGUGUUUCUAAAACUCUAAAACCCAUUAAGUGUAACAGCUCCCAGGCAAGGUAAUUAUUGUAGCAAAAUCUAUCAGAUCACAAGUGACAUAGCUGUGACACAGAAUAUCCACCUGCAGAAAUUUACCCUGUGGAUAUACUUGUACAGCAAAAUUACUGUCCAAAGUUGUUCAUUGCAGCUUUCUUUGUAUUAGCUCCACAAAGCCUCAUCUACAAUUCUGAAUCCCAGGAAGUUCUGAAAACUGUUGUUUUUUUUUUUCAUUAGAUUGACACAAACUCAUUUAAACUCAUUUUAAAACCUGACAAGAUCAUUUAUACAAUCUUUAUUAAUUUCAGUUAUCAUACAUAUUUGCAGAGGAAAUACUAGUGUGCUUGACUGAUCAUGGGAUACCACUCCAGAUCCUGUUAUGGUAUUUCAUAUCUGGUAUACACGCUGAAUUAUCUUUCUAACUAUAUAUAUUUAAAUAUACAGUUGACCCUUGAACAUUAUGGGGGUUAGAUGCACUGACUCUCCACACAGUUGAAAAAUCUGUGUAUAACUUUUGACUCCCCCAAACUUAACAGCUUGCUGUUGACCAGAAGCCUUACUGACAACAUAAACAGUCAAUUAAUACAUAUUUUGUAUGUUAUAUGUACUAUGUGCUGUAUUCUUACAAUAAAGCUAGAAAAGAAAAUGUUUUAAGAAAGUCAAAAAGAAGAGAAGAUAUGUUUACUAUUCAUUAAGUGGAAGUGGAUCAUUAUAAAGGUCUUUGGGCCUGGCACAGUGGCUCACUUCUGUAAGCUUAGCACUCUGGGAGGCCAAGGCAGGAGGAUAGUUUGAGCUUGGGAGUUCAAGACCAGCCUGAGCAAGACCCCCACCUCUACUGAAAAUAGAAAAAUUAGCCAGUUGUGGUGGCUUGGACCCAUAGUACCACUCAGGAGGUUGAGGCAGGAGAAUGGCUUAAGCCCAGGAGUUUGAGGUUGCUGCAAGCUAGGCUGAGGCCAUGGCACUCUAGCUUGGGAGGCACAGUGAGACUUUAUAUUAAAAAAAAAAAA